AUGAAGUUCACGGCUAUUGCCGCCCCCAUUGCCUUUGCAGCCUUUGCUGCUGCGGCACCUGUUGGCACCAGUGAAGUUCAGGCUCGCUCAGAAGCUAUCGUUCCUCCUGCUUACCACCCUCUGAUCGACAAGCGAGAGGAGGCUAUUAUUCCUCCUCCCUACCACCCUCUCAUCGACAAGCGAGAGGAGGCUAUUAUUCCUCCUCCUUACCAUCCCCUUAUUGACAAGCGAGAGGAGGCUAUUAUCCCCCCUCCAUACCACCCUCUCAUCGACAAGCGAGAGGAGGCUAUUAUUCCUCCUCCUUACCACCCUCUGAUCGAUAAGAGAGAGGAGGCUAUUAUCCCCCCUCCUUAUCACCCUCUCAUCGACAAGCGAGAGGAAGCUAUUGUUCCUCCUGCCUACCACCCUCUCAUUGACAAGAGGAACUAAAAAUCGAGACUAUAUGAAGUACGAAGACUAUUGCAUAAUUUAAUGACCCAAGCUAUAGGAUACCAUAUGUUAUAGUAGGGAAAGGAUAGUCACGGUCAUAUAGAAAGCCAAAAUCUAAGAUAAAAUAUUAAAAGGUUG
Trichoderma asperellum CBS 433.97 is the source of this 567-nucleotide messenger RNA. RefSeq lists its product as uncharacterized. The record is from RefSeq and is a predicted model, not a curated record. Lineage: Eukaryota; Fungi; Ascomycota; Sordariomycetes; Hypocreales; Hypocreaceae.